This is a messenger RNA of Lolium perenne, 603 nucleotides long. Lineage: Eukaryota; Viridiplantae; Streptophyta; Magnoliopsida; Poales; Poaceae. The record is from RefSeq and is a predicted model, not a curated record.
UCUCCCGCCUCGUCGCCGGUCUCGGCAACAACCCGCAUACGACCCUGACUUCGAGGCGGCCUACGUGGUCGCUCAUCAAGAAUAUCAGGUGGCCUUCAACCAGCACCAGCAGCACUUCAUGGAGUACAUGGCAUAUAUACAUGCGUCGAUGGUGGCCAAUCAAACUGGACAGACAGCGGAUUUAGGGCCGAUGCCUCCCUUUCCGGGGCCGGCGCCAAACAUGCCAUCGAAGGAAAAUUUCGCUGCGGAGUACUAUGGGAGAACAACGGGAACGGGAUGUUCCGGAAACCAGGGUGGUGGGAGGGAGAUCACACCGGUUCAUCAUGGUGGUCCUUCUCCCGGUGCUACACCCGGUACUUCUCCCGGUACUUCUCCCGGUCCUUCUCCCGGUGGUUCUUCCGCAGCUUCUACCGGAAGGAAUCGGCCCGGGCCGGUGUCUAGCGGCGACGAGCUCCUCUAGUUGUCGCAUUGUAUCUCUUAUCGACACUAUGGCACCAUGUAUGCACACUAGGGCACCACCAUGUAUGCACAUUAUGGCACUAUGUAUCCACUAUGACACUAUGUAUGCACUUCAUGUUAUGUGUAUUUGCACUUCAUGCGAAG